Oxyura jamaicensis (ruddy duck) is the source of this 1833-nucleotide messenger RNA. RefSeq names its product zinc finger CCCH domain-containing protein 11A-like. Lineage: Eukaryota; Metazoa; Chordata; Aves; Anseriformes; Anatidae. The record is from RefSeq and is a predicted model, not a curated record.
AUAGAAUGUAGGGGUGCUGAAUGGACUUGGUUAUUUCCAUGAUCUCAUUUCUACCUAAUACCAUUAUGUGCCCAUUGGGUCACAAAGGUGAACUCCUUUUCUUUACUUUUGGAGAACAGGACAGGGACACAACAUGGAGUUUAAAUGGCUGCACGUGCAGCCUUGCAACCACUGUUGAAAGCCAUAUUUAACAAUAGAGGUAUCUAAUAUCAUGUAAAUUGAUUAAAAUUAAAACUACAAUUUUUACCCUGAAAGAUGAAAGUGGGGACAAAAUGCCAUUGGUUCUAUGGUUCUUUCACUUGUGAGGAGUGUUGACAGGGUUUGUUCUAAAUACUUCUGAAAGUUCCUGAGCACUAAGAAGCCUGAGGAUCUGUGGUCCUCAGUGAGUGCCUCUGAGCCUUAGUCUCUAACUGUUUUCUGUUUUCAGAGGGCAAUCUGAAUUUUGGAAUAAAAACACUUGAAGAAAUCAAAUCUCAAAAGAUGAAGGAAAAAACUGAGAGACACGGUGAAGAUCCUUCAAGAUCUUCUCUUCCUCCAGUCAAUUCUAUGAUUUUUCCUGCUCCGGAAAAGGAAAAUGUCUGGACAGUGGUGAGAACUGUGACACUGUCUACGAAGCAAAGGGAGGAUCCUGUAAUUCAACUAGAUCUGGCUGAGAAACAAGGAAAAUGGAAAGCCUCCGUGGCUGAUGUAAGCACUCUUCCAGUGAAGCGCAGCCUUGCUGAAAGGCUGGGGAAGAAGUUGGAGGUUCUGGGAAAUGCUGACAAAGCACCCAAGCUACUAAACAGUUCAAGUUCCCAAGUCUCUGAAGGAUUACCUUCUGAACAGACUAGUACUGUGACAGGGAAGGCUGAUAAGCCAAAGGGAGAGAUCCACGUGAAAACACUGGAGAAAAUCCGUCGUGAGAGAACUCUUCAGAGACGAGAAACUCAAGCCAAAGGCCAGGCUGAAGGGCAUGGUAAAACCAAAGAUCCCAGCACAGGGGCAAGACCUACUCCUGCAGUUCACAUCAAAACUUUCUCUGAAGCCUUGGCUGAAAACAAGAAUAAUUGCUUGGUAGAAGAGAAGAAAAAAGCAGGAGAAUCCGAUACCAAGAUCAAAAUUCAGGGUGAGCCCAAGAAGCAGAUUGUGCUCACUCUGUCCAGGCCCAGCAAAGUGUAGUCUAAGGAGCCAGCAGGUAAAGUCAAGCCAGAAGGUGAAGUGUGUGUUAAAACCUUGGUAAAGCACGAGAAAGCUCUGUGGAUGCAGCAGAGUGGAGAAAAUGUGCCAGCUCCCCCAGCACAACCUGGACCUGCCCCAGCAGGGCAGAAAUCAUUAUGGAUCACAAAGCUAACAGCACCUGAAAAAGAAGAAAAGAAGACAGUGGAAUUGAACCGGCCUUUUGCUAAACUUUACUCUGUACCUGAUGUACAGCCCCCUCAACAGAGUGCAACUCGCGCUAAAUUUCAAGUGAAAAGUAUCGACGAGAUACUGUGGGAGGAGCGGCAAUGGAGAGAACAACAAGAGAAGCUUCAGCAGGAGGCAGCUGCCGUCCCAUCUGCUCCUGGCUUCUUUGCCACUGAGCAAGAGGCAGCUCAAUUUCAGGAACAGGAAGCUAAAACCAACUUUACGAUGUUUACGAAGCCUUCGGAUGGGAAAGUCACUUCCCCCAAGAAGAAGGCACUGAAACAUAAGGCACCUGGGAGUUACCCCUCUGCUGUAGCAGCUGUGAAACCCAUGACUGCCUUUGAUGCUGACAUGAUGGGACCUCCAGCCAAAAAAGCAGCUAUGGACUGUUCCAGAAGAAGGACCAUUGGAACACAAUUGUGUGGAAAUAAUCGAACAUACUUAUGCUAG